CAAGGGCUUCCCAGGGCGCGUGCGCGUGCAGGGAGCCUCUCGGGCCACCGACUGUUCUUCGGGCCCCACCCCCACCCCCACCCUUAUUUCUUACCCCACCCCCACUUUCUCUUCUUCCUCCUCCUCCCUCCAGCCCUUGGCUGCAAACUUCGGCUCCCCGCCGCUCUGGCCCUCGCGACAGACCAACGCCCUGGGCACGAUGGCCUCUCGGGCUCCCGGCCUGGCUCCUGCGCCUCCGCUGCGGCCGGUCACCCACCUGCUCUUUGACAUGGACGGCCUCCUUCUGGAUACGGAGCGACUCUAUUCAGUGAUAUUCCAGGAAAUCUGUGACUGCUAUGGAAAGAAAUAUACGUGGGAUGUGAAAGCUAUGGUUAUGGGUAAAAAGGCGUUGGAUGCAGCCCAGGUUAUUGUAGAAGUCCUGGAUCUUCCAUUAACCAAAGAGGAACUGUUGACAGAAAGCAAAAAGAAACAAGAACAAAUAUUUCCAACAACUACAUUUAUGCCAGGUGUUGAGAAGCUGAUUAAUCAUCUACAUAGACACAGUAUACCUAUUGCUGUUGCUACUAGUUCAGCUGGAUUGUCAUUUGAAUGGAAGACAGGAAGACACAAAGAAUUUUUUAGUUUAUUUAAUCAUCUUGUUCUGGGUGAUGACCCUGAUGUGAAGAGUGGCAAACCGGAGCCUGAUUUGUUUCUAACUUGUGCAAAGAGAUUUUCCCCUGCUCCUCCUGCUGAAAAGUGCCUUGUGUUUGAAGAUGCUCCAAAUGGAGUUGAGGCAGCACUUGCAGCUGGAAUGCAGGUUGUUAUGGUUCCAGAUGAACAAUUAAACCCAGAGCUUACAAGAAAGGCAACCUUGGUGCUGAAAUCACUGGAGGACUUUAAGCCAGAGUUGUUUGGUUUGCCACCAUAUGAUUGAAAGAUAAUUCUAAUGAUGAUAUGUUUUGUAGCAUUAUUCCCCUACUUGUUAUCUUGGAUUUUUUUCCAUUUUAAUGAGGAACUGAUAAGAAAGGCAACAUAUAAUCAAAAAAAAAGUUUGUUAGCCAAUAAUUUAGCCACUCCUUCCCAUCAUAUCAUGUACUGUAAUUUCCAAGUAAUUCAAUGAAUUCAUCCUGCCCUGACCUCUUUGAGGUAGAAUAAACAAUGAAAAUGGCCAAGAUGAAUCAAAAGGCAAUCAUAAUUAACAUCUAAAUAAUCAGGAGUUAACUGCACUAAUCUAAAAAAUACCCUGCUACCUGUGAUUUACGUUUUCCUACCAAAGAGAGAGCAUGUCUAGGCUUACUUAGAAAAUAUUCAGUAAAAUCAAUGAAGAGAAUUUAUUUUAGUAAAUGCCAAAUUACUAU
Molecule: messenger RNA, 1337 nt
Organism: Gracilinanus agilis (Agile Gracile Mouse Opossum)
Lineage: Eukaryota; Metazoa; Chordata; Mammalia; Didelphimorphia; Didelphidae
Gene: PUDP
Product: pseudouridine 5'-phosphatase
Exons: 4
Coding region: 200-913 (237 amino acids)
Molecular function (GO): phosphatase activity
Source: RefSeq, a predicted model, not a curated record